AUAUAUAUCCGUCCGGACAACCACUUCAGCCCCACAGACAUCCGAGUCAACGCCCCCCAGGCAACGUUCCAUAUUACCAAAAGACGACCUAGAAUAAUCAUGGCAACUAACGCGAGCAACCUUCGGGCCGCCCACCACAACCCCCCCAGCGUGGGCGAGCUACCAGUGGGCGAAGCGCCACCUCUCUAUGAUGGCGUGCACCGUAACAACGGGCGUAAGCCGAACAUGUCGCAGAUUGCCAGCGAGCGCGACUUUUGGAUGGGCAUGGCUGAGUUCGGGCCCUGGAUGCCCGCCGCGCCCGGGGGAUCCGCCCGCCAGGGCGGGCCCCAAGAGCGGCCGCAGCGUCGCGGCACCGUCCAGCACGAGGAGGCAUCCGACCGCGGCCAGGGCUUCAAGGAGCAGACCGCUUCCUUGGGCGAUGGGGCCUCGGAGGUGGAGGCGGAGGACGAGGACGAGGACGCUACAGACCCCGGAACCCCGGCGACUGAAGGCCGUCAUGGGACACCGCAGCGGGAAACUGAAGGUCGAUUUGAGUAUGACCUGUUCGCCUUCUCGCAGUACAGCGUCGCACCUCGUUGCCAACGGGAGGAUUUGAAAAUUCGGUGA
Chaetomium fimeti is the source of this 606-nucleotide messenger RNA. RefSeq lists its product as uncharacterized. The transcript is spliced from 4 exons. The coding region runs from base 100 to 606 and encodes 168 amino acids. The record is from RefSeq and is a predicted model, not a curated record. NCBI's taxonomy places the organism in Eukaryota, Fungi, Ascomycota, Sordariomycetes, Sordariales, Chaetomiaceae.